GCCGAUGGUAGUGUCAGUUUCGCUACAGGAAACUGGUAGAAGUCCGGCCUCUGAUGCGGGAGAAGCUGCUCUCGUUGGCUGUUGUCUCUGGCACUCAUCCGUUCCCUGUGGAUUACUAUCGGGGAAGUAAGGAGGGGUACGGAGCCAUUCAGGCAAUAACGUCAGUCAUAGCUUGUGUGAAAGAUUUUGCCUUGUCCCAGAGUCGUUGCAAUGCCCGGACUCACUUUAUUACAAUUACCUAGCAAAUUGGAUUCAUUUGUUUUUUUCAUUGUAAUAAGAUAAUCCAUUUUCAUUGCUGGAUUUUUAUUUAUUUUAGUCCGUUUUGGUGUCGAGCUUCAACUAGCUAGAAUUCAAGUUGGGAUAUAUAGCCAGUUUUUAGCUAGCGCAAGAAGCGCAGCUGUUGUAUUCCUUCUUGGGUGUUCAGAUUCAGUGGAAGAUGAAGGUGACGGUGGAUUUCGAAGAAUGUCUUAAAGACUCUCCCAGAUUUCGAGCCACUAUAGAGGAGGUGGAGGGGGAUGUUGGGGAACUGGAGUCAAAGCUGGACAAGUUGGUCAAGCUGUGUAUUGGAAUGAUAGAUGCUGGAAAAGCGUACAACACGGCCAACAGGCAGUUUGUUAGCGGGAUACGGGAGCUAGCCCAGCAGUCCACCAAAGAUGAAGUCAUUGAGUCCAGCCUUACAAGGUUUGCAGAGAGUCUGCAGGAGAUGAUCAACUAUCAUACAAUUUUGUUUGAUCAGGCCCAGAGAUCCAUAAAGUCACAACUCCAAACAUUUGUGAAAGACGACCUGCGAAAGUUCAAGGAUGCCAAGAAGCAGUUCGACAAGGUGAGCGAGGAGAAGGAGGCGGCCCUGGUGAAGAACGGCCAAGUGCCGCGCAACAAGCAGCACGAGGUGGACGAGGCCACCAACAUCUUGACCGCCACGCGCAAGUGCUUCCGCCACAUCGCCCUGGACUACGUGCUGCAGAUAAAUGUCCUCCAGUCAAAGAGAAGAUUUGAAAUCCUCAAAUCGAUGCUGUCCUUCAUGUACGCCCACCUGACGUUCUUCCAUCAAGGCUAUGACCUGUUCAGUGAGCUGCAGCCUCUCAUGAAUCAGCUAGGUGGACAGCUGGACCAGCUGGUAGUGGACUCAGCCAAAGAGAAGCGUGACAUGGAGCAGAAACACUCCACCAUCCAGCAGAAGGCUGCUUUGCAGGACUUUUCGAAUGACGACACCAAGCUGGAGUACAAUGUGGACACAGACAACGGCAUUGCCAUGGAGGGGUACCUGUUCAAGAGGGCCAGCAAUGCCUUCAAAACCUGGAACAGGCGAUGGUUCUCCAUUCAAAAUAAUCAGCUAGUUUACCAGAAGAAAUUUAAGGACAACCCCACGGUGGUGGUGGAGGACCUGCGGUUGUGUACGGUGAAGCACUGUGAGGACAUUGAGCGGCGCUUCUGCUUCGAAGUGGUGUCCCCGACCAAGAGCUGCAUGAUGCAGGCCGACUCGGAGAAGCUGCGGCUGGCCUGGAUCAAGGCCGUCCAGAGCAGCAUCGCCACGGCCUUCAGAGAGAAGGGCGAGGACGCCGAGAAGCUGGACCGGAAGUCGUCGACGUCCACGGGCAGCCUGGACUCGGGGGGCGAGCCCAAGGAGAGGUGCCUGAAGGGGGAAGGCGCCCUGCAGCGGGUCCUGGCCAUCCCGGGGAACGGCAGCUGCUGCGACUGCGGCCAGACCGAGCCCCGCUGGGCCAGCAUCAACCUGGGCAUCACCCUGUGCAUCGAGUGCUCCGGCAUACACAGGAGCCUGGGCGUCCAUUUCUCCAAAGUGCGAUCGCUGACGUUAGACUCCUGGGAGCCAGAGCUCCUGAAGCUGAUGUGUGAACUGGGGAAUGGAGUGAUAAACCAAAUCUAUGAAGCCCAGAGAGAGGAACUGGGUUGCAGAAAGCCUCAACCUGGAGAUCCCAGACAGGAGAUUGAGGCCUACAUCAGAGCCAAAUAUGUCGACAAGCGGUUUGUCAGGAAGCAGUCUGCCGAAGAGCAGAGGUCAAAAGUCAUCGCCCUGAGCAAAAAGGAAAAUAGGUUGAACAGCAGCACAGAGCACCUUCCCCCACGGCCACCCCCGCCCACUCCAAAACUGCGGGCCGCCUCUAAUGUCUCACCCGCGUCAGUUGCGGCCGGUGGCGAGGAGGCCCGACGAGACUCUCUCUUCUGUCCUGACGAGCUAGACUCACUCUUCUCCUACUUUGACACCGCUUCGAAGCUGAGGAGUAUCAGGAGUGCGGACAGUGGCAUCCAGAACAGCGCGGAUGGGAGCCGGGAGAUGCUGACCUCCACGCCUUCCAACAACAGUCUGAGUGAACCAGAGCCCUCGGAGCCCCCUAUCCCUUUUCCUUUCCCCCGGAGGGACUCUUCGGUGUUUUUGGAACCCGGCGAGUGCUCACCGGGUCUGCAGCUCUACUGGGCUUCCUGCGCCCGCAGCCUGCCCGACAUGGCGGAGGCAUUCGCCCACGGCGCCGACGUCAACUGGGUCAACCCCGAGGACCGGAACCGGACCCCCCUCAUCCAGGCAGUGCAGGGGGGCUCCUUGGUUACCUGUGAGUUCCUGCUCCAGAACGGUGCCAAUGUGAACCAGCAGGAUGUCCGGGGACGAGGUCCCCUGCACCACGCCACCAUCCUGGGCCACACGGGGCAGGUGUGUCUGUUCCUGAAGAGGGGAGCCAGUCAGAAUGCAGUGGACAUCGACAGCAAAAGCCCACUGUCCAUCGCCGUGGAUGCUGCCAAUGCCGACAUUGUAACACUGUUGCGCCUGGCCAAGAUGAACGAGGAGAUGCGGGAGGCGGAGGGCCCCUACGGACAGUCAGGCGAUGAGACCUAUCAGGACAUUUUCAGAGAUUUCUCCCAGAUGGCCUCCGACGACCCGGACAAGCUGAACCGGUUCCAGCCGCACGACUCCCUGAUGGAGUGAGGGACCGCGUUUGAGCGCCUGAGUGGUUGGCGGUGUCGGACGGGACGUGAACAGGUCGUGGAGGCGGGGUUUUUAUUACCAGGACCUCAGCUCCGACCUCCUUGUGAGAACCCUCACAAAACCUCUUCUGCUUCUGUUUAUCGUUUUCAUCACAUUUAAAGGUCUGCUAGAUUCAGAUCAUUUAUAAAUAUUGGAAACUUGUCCUUGAUAUAGUAAAAAAAAAAAAAAAAUUCAACUCAAGAUUUAAGAUUGCCAAUGAUAUAUCUCUGAGUCUACCUUCAAGUACACUGUGCAAAUGCACAGGACUUUAUGGAUAGAAUUUGCGAUCCUAAGGUUAACCCUCCUCUUGUAACCUCCUUAUUGGUCCGUCAGUAUAUUAAGAACACAUUUUUCUCUGCAUUACUAAAAGGGGAAAAAUGCAUGCAUGCACAGUUUGCUUCAAUAUCAUAUCAUGCGGGUAUUGCUGCUCUUAAUGGCCAGCUUUAUGCUGUUGUACAUUCGACUUUAAAGGCAAUAUGGGCAGAUCACAAAACCAAAUAACAAAUUAAAAGCCGGUCUUUUUUUCUAUAGCCAAUAUAAAUUCUGUGCAUGCAUAGCUCAUUUUUUUCACCACCAAAAACUAUGUAUAAACUACAUUUCCUGUAGUUUUUACCUGUCUGCAUUUUUAUUGGUUUUGUGCCCAUUCAGCAUCUAUGCAUUCGUUGAAAUCUUAAUUGUCCUAUGCUGUUACUGAAAUCUGUUGUGUUCCAUGAUUGGGUGUGUGUUUGUAGUACGCUUUGUUUGGUGUUAAUGUAUUUCUAGCCAUUUUGCAUUACUGAAUGUAAGGUGCUGUACCAGAACUAUUGUUAGCUUUAGAGAAGGUUAAACUCUACACAAUGGUCCAGCUUCUAUGCAAGUUAAAAAUCCUUACAGAAAAGUCAAUUUCAAUACACCUGAAUACUCAAAUGGCCUAAAAACACAUGCCUUCUUCCCUCAUCUUUGAGUACAUAUAAGUAUAUUGUACCAAACCUUUGCCUUUAAUGGGCAGAAUAUUUGGGGAAAGUGCCAUGUACUAUUCAUAAAUAUAACUAUGCACAAACCAUCUUGUUAUCCGUAUAAUUAUGGAUAUCACGUGCAUUUCAAAUGCAGAUUCUGUUGAUGUGUACUUCACACCUCAGACAUGCAAGGUCUUGAGUAAUCCUCAAACAGAGAAUCGGUUUCACAAAGUUACACACGUUUUCUUUACAGAGUUCACGUGGCAGAUAUUUGUUUUGCAUCAUAAUUGUGGUAGAAUCAUAGUAUGUAUAAUAGCAAAAAUCUGGUUUGCAUCAGGCACUGGCCAUACUGUUGGACGUGCUCAUUUCGAACAAUCAGCCAUCCAUUCACUUUUCUUUUUUAAACACAAAUGCAUAUUUUUUAAAUACAUUGCAUAAAUGCAUUUAGAAGACCAAGGAAAUGUUAACUUCUCCAAAUCCAUCCAAGUCUUUCAGGUGUGAAAUUGUCGCUGUAAUAUUUAGUAUUUCCAUUUGCAAAUUUCUUUGAAUAGAAUUGUUCAGAGCCUGUCCCUUGACGUCCCAUUGACGUGUACCGACUGUGGGGACAGACUGGAAGGACAUGUAUCAGCAGUGCGCUGGUGUGCUGCCUCCAAUUGACUCAUGCUCUUUUGAACAUCUGAGAAAUCCUAUACACCACCAGCCAUCCCGACUCCUGAUUGGCUAAGGGUUACUCAAUCGGGACACACUGCGGAACCUACUUUUGUGUGUCGUCAUGGGCACUGUGGCAGAAUGCUGGGAUUCUGUUCCUCGGGUGCUUUCCUCUCUUUACAGGGAGCAUCUGGUAUGUGUGUUGUGAAGUAUUCAGUUUUGUCCUUUUUUAUUAUUUUUAUUUUUGCACAACAGUGGGUGUAAAUCCUGUAAAUACUGUACAUAAUGUAUCAACACAUACGCAAGAAAGCCAUGUUUUUCAUAAAUGACAAGGGUACUUUCAUUAAAAUAAGCUUUUGAAAGUGAAA
Anguilla anguilla (European eel) is the source of this 4928-nucleotide messenger RNA. RefSeq names its product arf-GAP with coiled-coil, ANK repeat and PH domain-containing protein 2. The transcript is spliced from 25 exons. Bases 437 to 2938 code for a protein of 833 amino acids. NCBI's taxonomy places the organism in Eukaryota, Metazoa, Chordata, Actinopteri, Anguilliformes, Anguillidae. Gene Ontology annotation, cellular component: cytoplasm. Gene Ontology annotation, molecular function: GTPase activator activity; protein binding. The record is from RefSeq and is a predicted model, not a curated record.